This is a messenger RNA of Hypomesus transpacificus, 1414 nucleotides long. RefSeq names its product metallophosphoesterase 1 (gene mppe1). The record is from RefSeq and is a predicted model, not a curated record. Bases 241 to 1407 code for a protein of 388 amino acids. The transcript is spliced from 9 exons. Gene Ontology annotation, biological process: GPI anchor biosynthetic process; endoplasmic reticulum to Golgi vesicle-mediated transport. Lineage: Eukaryota; Metazoa; Chordata; Actinopteri; Osmeriformes; Osmeridae. Gene Ontology annotation, cellular component: endoplasmic reticulum-Golgi intermediate compartment. Gene Ontology annotation, molecular function: phosphoric diester hydrolase activity.
UUUAAUGAGGUGAGCGUUGAGAGUGACCGAAGGGACAACCUGCGCCUGGACACCCACAAGAGUCGUAUGGUAACUUUAAGUGAUACAGAAUGAUGAAUUCUUCGAGAUACCAUGUUUUUAGGCAGGACAGGAUUUUACCCUGGCCUAUUUUCUCUUAAGCUGUUCCGUUUAUCUAGGGCGAAUAUUGUUUUCGUAAAUGAGCAGGAUUAAGCCCACAUUCAGACUCGAAGCCAGUCGAACAUGACCACGCUCAGCAGCAGAUGUCGGUGGUGUUUCACCCUGGCGCUGGUUAUGUGUCUGUGCUGCGUUAUCAUCUUCUGUGAAUAUCUAAUCUACUACCCAGCGAUAUGGCGCUGUGCCUGGCCAGGGCUGGACGGGAACGGUGCUGGGAAAGACGAACCACUCCGAGCAAUGUUCCUUUCGGACACACACCUCCUCGGUGCAGUGAAGGGCUACUGGCUGGACAAAAUACGCAGAGAGUGGCAGAUGGAGCGGUCUUUUCAGACUGCUGUAUCAGUGCUGCAUCCAGAGAUGGUCUUCAUUCUGGGAGAUAUCUUUGAUGAGGGCAAGUGGAGCACGCCAGAGAACUGGCAGGAGGAUGUGAGGCGCUUUAAUCACAUCUUUCGUCGCCCUAACAACACCGAGCUCAUUGGCAUCAUUGGGAACCAUGAUAUUGGCUUCCAUUAUGAGAUGAGUUGGUCUAAACUGGAGCGAUUUGAGAAGGUUUUCAACUUCACCUCUGCCUCAGUCAUCACUAGGAAGGCAGUCAACUUUAUUCUAGUGAACAGCAUGGCCCUGCAUGGAGACCACUGUCCUAUCUGCCAGGCGGUGGAGACACAACUGUAUAGGAUCUCCUGGGCUCUCAACUGCUCUGCUCAGUCACUCCACACCAGAACGAGGCGUCGCUGUCAGGAUGUGCAGCUCUUCCCUGCAACAGCACCCAUCAUCCUACAGCACUACCCCCUGUACCGCGUCAGCGAUGCUGGGUGCAAAGGCACAGAUGCAGCAUCACCCGAAGAGCGCCAUCUGCUGUUCCAGGAGCGCUACGACGUGCUGUCCCAGGAAGCUUCUAAUAAACUACUCUGGUGGUUCCGGCCCCGCCUAAUUCUCAGUGGCCACACCCACAGUGCCUGCAAGGUUGUCCAUGACAACAGUUAUCCUGAGAUCAGCGUUCCUUCCUUUAGCUGGAGAAACCGAAACAACCCCAGCUUCAUCCUGGGAAGCUUCUCCCCCAGUGCGUUCCAGCUGACUAAGUGCUUCCUGCCUGAGGAGAGCAGUGUGCUGGGGAUCUACUUUGGCACUGCCCUGCUGGUGACUCUGCUGCUGCUGCUGAUCCACUUGCCGUUGCUGGGUCCCGUGCACAUCUCCAUCACCACCACUCUACUGGCCAAAUAUAAGGCCAUGUGAUGCCAUG